This is a messenger RNA of Tupaia belangeri chinensis (Chinese tree shrew), 6127 nucleotides long. It is a transcript of the gene HCFC1, whose product is annotated as host cell factor C1. Gene Ontology annotation, biological process: regulation of DNA-templated transcription; chromatin remodeling. Gene Ontology annotation, molecular function: transcription coactivator activity; protein binding. NCBI's taxonomy places the organism in Eukaryota, Metazoa, Chordata, Mammalia, Scandentia, Tupaiidae. Gene Ontology annotation, cellular component: histone methyltransferase complex. The record is from RefSeq and is a predicted model, not a curated record.
CCACCAACCAGUGGUUCAUCCCAGCCGUGAGAGGGGACAUCCCUCCUGGGUGUGCAGCCUAUGGCUUUGUGUGCGAUGGGACCCGCCUGCUGGUGUUUGGUGGGAUGGUGGAGUAUGGGAAAUACAGCAACGACCUCUACGAGCUCCAGGCAAGCCGGUGGGAGUGGAAGAGACUCAAAGCAAAGACACCCAAAAAUGGGCCCCCUCCAUGUCCUCGUCUCGGCCACAGCUUUUCCCUUGUGGGUAACAAAUGCUACCUGUUUGGGGGACUGGCCAAUGACAGCGAGGACCCCAAGAACAACAUUCCGAGGUACCUGAACGACUUGUACAUCCUGGAAUUACGACCAGGCUCUGGAGUAGUAGCCUGGGACAUCCCCAUCACUUACGGGGUCCUGCCCCCACCCCGUGAGUCACAUACUGCAGUGGUCUAUACCGAAAAAGACAACAAGAAAUCCAAGCUGGUGAUAUACGGAGGGAUGAGUGGCUGCAGGCUGGGGGACCUGUGGACCCUUGACAUUGAUACUCUGACGUGGAAUAAGCCCAGUCUCAGUGGGGUGGCGCCUCUUCCUCGCAGUCUUCACUCGGCAACUACUAUAGGAAACAAAAUGUACGUGUUUGGUGGCUGGGUGCCUCUCGUCAUGGAUGACGUCAAAGUGGCCACACACGAGAAGGAGUGGAAGUGUACCAACACGCUGGCUUGCCUCAACCUGGACACCAUGGCGUGGGAGACCAUCCUCAUGGACACUCUAGAGGACAACAUCCCUCGGGCUCGAGCCGGCCACUGUGCUGUUGCCAUCAAUACACGCCUGUACAUUUGGAGUGGGCGUGACGGCUAUCGCAAGGCCUGGAACAACCAGGUCUGCUGCAAGGACCUCUGGUACCUGGAGACAGGUAAGGUGUCGGCCAGCCCAGCUCCCACCACUUCCACCCUCAAGCACAUCCAGUGCGGAGCCUCCUCCCCGUUCUCCUCAGGGGCAGCCAUGGGGCUGGUUCUUGUACCCACUGCAGGGACUCUUCAUAUACAAGCAUUAGCUGUGGGUUCCUUUAUAAAGGAACAGGAGGCGCCAGCAGACACCAUGGCGUGGGAGACCAUCCUCAUGGACACUCUAGAGGACAACAUCCCUCGGGCUCGAGCCGGCCACUGUGCUGUUGCCAUCAAUACACGCCUGUACAUUUGGAGUGGGCGUGACGGCUAUCGCAAGGCCUGGAACAACCAGGUCUGCUGCAAGGACCUCUGGUACCUGGAGACAGAAAAGCCACCGCCCCCAGCCCGGGUACAGCUGGUACGAGCCCACACCAACUCCCUGGAGGCGAGCCCUGCCCCAGCAGCAGCCGCACCUGCUGUGCAGCCGCUGACCCAAGUAGGCAUCACGCUCCUGCCCCAGGCCGCCGCCGCACCCCCGACCACCAGCACCAUCCAGGUCUUGCCUACAGUGCCCGGCAGCGCCAUUUCCGUGCCCACCGCCGCUAGGACCCAAGGUGAUCGGCAGCAGCCCACAGAUGAGUGGGAUGGCUUCACUGAAGCCGCAGCUGCUGCCACCCAGAAGAUCCCUCCUUCCUCGGCGCCCACGGUGUUGAGUGUCCCAGCUGGCACCACUAUUGUCAAGACUGUGGCUGUGACGCCUGGCACUACCACCCUCCCAGCCACUGUGAAGGUGGCCUCCUCGCCAGUCAUGGUGAGCAACCCAGCCACUCGCAUGCUGAAGACUGCAGCUGCCCAAGUGGGAACAUCUGUCUCCUCUGCUGCCAACACAUCUACCCGCCCCAUCAUCACAGUGCACAAGUCGGGGACUGUGACAGUGGCCCAGCAAGCCCAGGUGGUGACCACAGUAGUGGGUGGGGUCACCAAGACCAUCACUCUGGUGAAGAGCCCCAUCUCUGUCCCAGGGGGCAGUGCUCUGAUCUCCAAUCUGGGUAAAGUGAUGUCGGUAGUUCAGACCAAACCAGUUCAGACUUCAGCAGUUACGGGCCAGGCAUCUACGGGCCCUGUGACUCAGAUCAUCCAGACCAAAGGGCCCCUGCCAGCGGGGACAAUCCUGAAGCUGGUGACAUCAGCAGAUGGCAAGCCCACUACCAUCAUCACUACCACACAGGCCAGCGGGGCAGGGACCAAGCCCACCAUCCUGGGCAUCAGCAGUGUCUCCCCCAGCACCACUAAGCCCGGCACAACCACCAUCAUCAAGACCAUCCCCAUGUCGGCCAUCAUCACCCAGGCAGGCGCCACAGGUGUGACCAGCAGUCCUGGUAUCAAGUCCCCCAUCACCAUUAUCACCACCAAGGUCAUGACUUCAGGAACCGGAGCACCCGCCAAAAUCAUCACUGCUGUCCCCAAAAUUGCCACUGGCCAUGGGCAGCAGGGAGUUACCCAGGUGGUGCUCAAGGGGGCCCCUGGACAGCCAGGCACCAUCCUGCGCACUGUGCCCAUGGGGGGCGUUCGUCUGGUCACCCCCGUCACUGUCUCUGCUGUCAAGCCGGCCGUCACUACAUUGGUUGUGAAGGGCACCACAGGCGUCACGACCCUAGGCACAGUGACAGGCACUGUCUCCACCAGCCUCGCAGGAGCUGGGGGCCAUAGCACCAGCGCCUCCCUGGCCACACCCAUCACCACUUUGGGCACCAUUGCCACCCUCUCAAGCCAGGUAAUCAACCCCACUGCCAUCACUGUAUCAGCUGCGCAGACCACGUUGACGGCGGCCGGAGGGCUCACCACCCCCACCAUCACCAUGCAGCCUGUCUCCCAGCCUACCCAGGUGACUCUGAUCACGGCACCAAGCGGGGUUGAGGCCCAGCCUGUGCAUGACCUCCCUGUGUCCAUUCUGGCCUCACCUACCACAGCGCAGCCCACAGCCACAGUCACCAUUGCCGAUUCGGGCCAGGGUGAUGUGCAGCCUGGCACUGUGACGCUAGUGUGCUCCAACCCACCCUGUGAGACCCACGAGACGGGCACCACCAACACAGCUACCACCACUGUCGUGGCUAACCUUGGGGGACACCCCCAGCCCACCCAAGUGCAGUUUGUCUGUGAUAGGCAAGAGGCAACUGCUUCUAUCGGGACCUCAACUGUUGGGCAGCAGAAUGGCAGUGUGGUCCGGGUCUGCUCGAACCCACCCUGCGAGACCCAUGAGACGGGCACUACCAGCACCGCCACCACCGCCACCGCCAACAUGGCUGGUGUGGCACUGGAGGCCGGGGACCACAGCACUGCUUUUGUGCAGUUGACCCCUCUGAAUGCCAACAAGGACAUGCCUGUGGGGCGCCAGCUGGAGAUGCAGCACACCCACUCGACCAGCACCUCCAGCACGGCCUGCUCCACCAUGGGUGCGGGGGAGCCCAGCGUGGCACGGGGUGCCCCCACUCCUGCAUAUGACAGCCUCCAGACCAGCUCGCUCGGUGCCACCAUGACUGGGAUGGCCCUGGAGGUGCUGCUGGCCCCCUCGGCCACUGUGACCCAAGUCUGCUCCAACCCACCUUGUGAGACCCACGAGACAGGCACCACCAACACAACCCAGGCAGCGCCCAGCGGGACCCUGGAGUCUGGCUUGGAGGUGGCAGCGCCGACCACCGUCACCUCCCAGGCUAGCGCCACAUUGCUGACUCCUUUUCCAACACAAAGGGUGUGCUCCAACCCCCCAUGUGAGACCCAUGAGACUGGUACCACCCACACGGCCACUACUGUCACCUCCAACAUGAGCUCGAACCAAGACCCCCCACCAGCUGCCAGCGAUCAGGGAGAGGUGGAGAGCGCCCAGAGUGAUAGCGUGAACAUCACCAGCUCCAGUGCCACCACAACCACUGUGUCCUCCACGCUGACGCGGGCUGUGACCACUGUGACGCAGUCCACACCAGUCCCAGGCCCCUCUGUGCCGUCUCCCCCGGGUGCUCUGACUACCAAGGCCCCCCUCCCAGCCACGAUAACAGUGACCAUAGCCAACACAGAAACUUCUGACAUGCCCUUCUCUGCUGUUGACAUCCUGCAGCCCCCAGAGGACCUCCAGGUCUCCCCAGGGCCUCGCCAGCAGCUGCCACCCCGGCAACUCCUGCAGUCUGCCUCCACACCCCUGAUGGGGGAGGCCGCCGAGGUCCUGUCCGCCUCCCACGCCCCUGAGAUCCAGACCGCCGUGGAUCUGAGCAGCACGGGUGACCCGUCUUCAGGCCAGGAGCCUGCCAGCUCAGCCGUAGUAGCCACCGUGGUGGUCCAGCCUCCCCCGCCCACACAGUCUGAAGUAGACCAGUUAUCACUUCCCCAAGAGCUGAUGGCCGAGGCCCAGGCAGGCACUACCACCCUCAUGGUAACAGGGCUGACCCCUGAGGAGCUGGCGGUGACUGCAGCUGCUGAGGCAGCCGCCCAGGCCGCCGCUACAGAGGAAGCCCAGGCCCUGGCCAUCCAAGCAGUGCUUCAGGCUGCACAGCAGGCUGUCAUGGAGGGCCAGGAGGGCCAGGCCACCACCAUUCCUAUCGUGCUGACCCAGCAGGAGCUGGCUGCCCUGGUACAGCAGCAGCAGCAGCUGCAGGAGGCCCAGGCCCAGCAGCAGCACCACCACCUGCCCACUGAGGCCCUGGCCCCUGCUGACAGUCUCAACGACCCAACCAUUGAGGGCAACUGCCUCAGCGAGCUGGCUGGUGCAGUGCCCAGCACUGUGGCCCUGCUGCCCUCAACAGCCACUGAGAGCCUGGCUCCAUCUAACACAUUUGUGGCCCCUCAGCCGGUUGUGGUGGCCAGCCCAGCAAAGCUGCAGGCUGCGGCCACCCUAACGGAAGUGGCCAACGGCAUUGAGUCCCUGGGUGUAAAGCCAGACCUGCCUCCCCCACCCACCAAAGCCCCAGUGAAGAAGGAAAACCAGUGGUUUGAUGUGGGGGUGAUUAAGGGCACCAAUGUAAUGGUGACACACUAUUUCCUGCCACCAGAUGAUGCUGUCCCAUCAGACGAUGACUCAGGCACAGUCCCUGAUUAUAACCAACUGAAGAAGCAGGAGCUGCAGCCUGGCACAGCCUAUAAGUUUCGUGUAGCCGGCAUCAACGCCUGUGGCAGGGGGCCCUUCAGUGAGAUCUCCGCUUUCAAGACAUGUCUGCCUGGUUUCCCUGGGGCCCCCUGUGCCAUUAAGAUCAGCAAAAGUCCAGAUGGCGCUCACCUCACCUGGGAGCCUCCCUCCGUGACCUCUGGCAAGAUCAUUGAGUACUCUGUGUACCUGGCCAUCCAGAGCUCGCAAGCCGGUGGUGAGCCAAAGAGCUCGAGCCCAGCCCAGCUGGCCUUCAUGCGGGUAUACUGCGGCCCCAGCCCCUCCUGCCUGGUGCAGUCCUCCAGCCUCUCCACCGCCCACAUCGACUACACCACUAAGCCCGCCAUCAUCUUCCGUAUCGCUGCCCGCAAUGAGAAGGGCUAUGGUCCAGCCACGCAAGUCAGGUGGUUGCAAGAAACCAGUAAAGACAGCUCAGGCACCAAGCCAGCCAGCAAGCGACCCAUGUCCUCACCAGAAAUGAAAUCCGCUCCAAAGAAAUCUAAGGCAGAUGGUCAGUGAGAGGAAGCUGACCAGUACUUGGAUUCUUCUCCAGCCCCCCUUCUGCUUCAGGAACCACCGCCAGGGCCACCACUCCCAUCCCCUCAGCCUCUGCACCCCAUCACGAGCCGCCGGCCACCAUUCAUUCUCCCUCCUUUCUCUGUUUUUAAACUAAUCUAAAUCUAAAGAAAGCACAUUUUACCAUUGCUGUUGGGAGAAAGCCGGAGGCAGUGGGGAAGGGGCAGUGAGAGAGAGUGUUCCUCCUCCCCAUUCCCCAACACCUGCUCCUGGGGCUGAGCCACUAUUCCGCGCUUCCGUGGCCCUUGCCCAAGUGGGCAGCCUAUAGGAGGCUGGGAGAGCGCCCCCGGCCCCUCUGAGAGGCUUUCCUAGGCUCCAGCCUGUGUGCCCCGCUGCGGUUUUAUUUCAUUUCUUGCCGCCCCCUUUCCCCAGGCCUAGCCAGCCCCUCUGCCCAGCGACCCCACAGGAAGCUUACACAUUUUCAGAGGCCUUUGUGCUCCCACCUCCUCUCCCCUCUUCUUUCCCACUUAAGAAGAAGAAAAAAAAAAAUGGGGGGAAGGAGGCGGCCUGAGCUGCUCUGGCAACUUCCCUUUCAUGGGCGGGGAGUCCUGCCC